Messenger RNA from Beta vulgaris subsp. vulgaris (sugar beet), 1137 nucleotides. Its product is annotated as psbP domain-containing protein 3, chloroplastic. Gene Ontology annotation, cellular component: photosystem II oxygen evolving complex; photosystem II; extrinsic component of membrane. Gene Ontology annotation, molecular function: calcium ion binding. Gene Ontology annotation, biological process: photosynthesis. The record is from RefSeq and is a predicted model, not a curated record. The transcript has 9 exons. The coding region runs from base 37 to 918 and encodes 293 amino acids. Lineage: Eukaryota; Viridiplantae; Streptophyta; Magnoliopsida; Caryophyllales; Amaranthaceae.
GCUUACCACAAAGAAUUCUGGCAACAAACUAAGAAUAUGAUAUCAUAUCCUAGAGAAAAGAGGCAGUUAAAGGAAGUACAAGAACAACUAUUUUCGCGACCGUUUGGAGACAGUGGAGUAGUAAGUGGUGGAAUGAUGACAGCUGCUUCAUCAGCAACGGCGAACACCACCGCGGUGUCGUUCCUUCAACGACACACUCCUUCCUCUUCCUUCCCCUUCAUUUCUCGUAGUCUAAGUUUUAUUACUCGAAAGCAGCCUGUUGUGUCCUGCUGUCUCCCAACGACACAACAAAGUGCAGCAGCAGAAUAUGAAGUUGUAAGCACAAGCUCUGGAAGAAGAGAAGCAAUGCUUCAUAUUGCCUUCUCGGCUGCUUUUCAAGUUGCAAAUGUCAUGGCUGUUUCUUCACCUGCUCUAGCACUUGCUGUUCCUGCAGAAUUUCGCGUCUACUCUGAUGACGCUAACAAGUACAAAAUAUCUAUCCCUCAAGAUUGGCAAGUUGGAGCUGGGGAAACUGAUGGAAUCAAAUCCAUAACAGCAUUUUACCCUGAAGAAGCUUCUACUUCAAAUGUGAGUGUGGUAAUCACAGGAAUUGGUCCAGAUUUCACCAAAUUAGAAUCAUUUGGCAAGGUUGAUGCUUUUGCAGAAAGUCUGGUCACAGGAUUGGAUAGAAGUUGGCAGAGGCCUCCUGGGGUUGCAGCAAAACUGAUCGAUAGUAAAGCUUCGAAUGGACUCUAUUAUAUCGAGUACACACUCCAGAAACCUGGAGAAAGUCGAAGGCACAUCUACUCCGCAAUUGGAAUGGCAAAUAAUGGCUGGUAUAACAGGCUCUACACAGUUACUGGACAGUUUGUGGAAGACGAGUCUAACAAAUUUGAAUCCGAGAUUCAAAAGGCUGUCAGAUCAUUUAGAUUAGGCUGACUGGGGAGAGAAGGCCAGAGCUGUGCACGAUACAAAUAUCUUCUUAUAGGCAUCCUUUCUCUUUCAUUAAUCUUAUACUUGAACCAUUUGUUAGAACAUUACUCAACAGUUGGUGCUCCAAAAUUUUGCUGCUCAUACAGACAAGAACAAUCACCCCGUUUCCAGAGUUAUUUUUGCUCAAGCUUUUGAUUGUGCUUGAAUUUUAAGGCAAUUCUUCAA